CUGUCCGUUUGAACCGAGAAGACACCCAUACCGAGUCUUCAAUGCUUAAAAAAUAAAAGGCUGCCAAGAAGAUGGGACAGGGGGACGUGGGUGUAAAUAGACAGUGAACGCUGUUGGUCUCUCUCUCUCUCUCUCUCUCUCUCUCUCUCCCUCUCUCUCCCCCCUCUUUUUCUCACUGUCUCUCUUUUAUGAAAUCAAUGAACGAGUUAUUGGGUAGGACAUAAAUAUAAGGAAUCAAAGCCUCCACCGGGACCAACGGCACCGCGCGCUUUUGAUGUGCGUCUUCGCCAAACGCUACAUGUGUUUUCACAUCCAUGUAAAUGCUGGCUUUUAUAGAUCGGGAGCGGAAUCGGCUCUAGCGCGACUCGGACUCAAAUUUUGAUCGACUUGAAGCAGCUUUUUUCUUCUUUCUUUCUUUUUUUUUAAACCUCCCUUCAUCGUCAGCCACCAAACGGCCGCCACCAUCAUCCGCUACUGUUGCGCCCACCACCAUCAUCAUCAUCAUCAUCAUCAUCCCAACUCACUGGCCGGUCCGAAGAUGGCAACUUUGACCAACGGGCAGGUGGACGGCACGGUGCACGGUGUUGGUGUGGUGUCCGCCAGCACGAACGGGCUCGUGAACGGAUUAAGCCACAGCCACAGCCCGGCGGGCUGCCCAGCCACCAUCCCCAUGAAGGACCACGAUGCCAUCAAACUCUUCAUCGGGCAGAUCCCCCGUAACCUGGACGAGAAGGACCUCCGGCCCCUCUUCGAGGAGUUCGGCAAAAUCUACGAGCUCACAGUGCUCAAGGAUCGUUUCACGGGCAUGCACAAAGGCUGUGCCUUCCUCACCUACUGUGCCAGAGAGUCGGCUCUGAAAGCCCAGAAUGCUUUGCACGAACAGAAGACCCUGCCAGGGAUGAACAGACCCAUCCAGGUGAAGCCAGCAGACAGUGAGAGUCGAGGAGAAGACAGAAAGCUCUUUGUGGGCAUGCUCAACAAGCAACAGUCAGAAGAUGAUGUGCGGCGGCUUUUUGAGUCCUUUGGCAGCAUCGAGGAGUGCACCAUCCUCAGAGGUCCUGAUGGAAACAGUAAAGGUUGUGCAUUUGUAAAAUACUCGUCUCAUGCUGAAGCUCAGGCAGCCAUCAGUGCACUACACGGCAGUCAGACAAUGCCUGGUGCCUCAUCCAGUCUAGUGGUAAAGUUCGCCGACACGGAUAAGGAGCGCACCAUCCGCCGCAUGCAGCAGAUGGCUGGUCAGAUGGGCAUCUUCAACCCCAUGGCCCUGCAGUUUGGAGCCUAUGGAGCCUACGCUCAGGUGCAGCAGCAGGCGGCGUUGAUGGCGUCUGUCGGCCAAGGAGGUUACCUCAGUCCAAUGGCAGCCUUUGCUGCUGCCCAAAUGCAGCACAUGGCCACCAUCAACGGCCUCCCAGGAGCACCUCUGACUCCUACAUCAGGUGGCAGUACCCCUCCAGGCAUCAGCGCCCCAGCAGUGACCAGCAUCCCCUCCCCCAUCAGUGUAAAUGGUUUUACCGGCAUGCCGCCACCACAGGCAAAUGGACAGCCUCCUGCAGAGGCUGUCUUCACCAAUGGGAUACACCACUAUCCCGUGUUGCAGGAGGUGGUUUUUAGGGAGGACUCGGAGAAAAACGGCUUGGGUGUGGCUCCGCGGAGUUGUUUUGGGGUUCAGGGUGGCUGCUUCCUCUCCUCUCUCUCUGAAGGUAGCACUUACCCCUAA
Molecule: messenger RNA, 1717 nt
Organism: Thalassophryne amazonica
Lineage: Eukaryota; Metazoa; Chordata; Actinopteri; Batrachoidiformes; Batrachoididae
Gene: celf4
Product: CUGBP, Elav-like family member 4
Exons: 9
Coding region: 539-1717 (392 amino acids)
Biological process (GO): mRNA splice site recognition; regulation of alternative mRNA splicing, via spliceosome
Cellular component (GO): ribonucleoprotein complex; nucleus; cytoplasm
Molecular function (GO): mRNA binding
Source: RefSeq, a predicted model, not a curated record